AUGGUCAAGGCCCCUCCGCCGCCAGCUCCCACUGGCCCGGGCAUCUACAGUGCCACAUACAGCGGUGUCCCCGUCUACGAAUAUCAAUUUGGACUUGAACUGAAGGAGCAUGUCAUGCGAAGGAGGCAUGACGAAUGGAUCAACGCUACACAUAUACUAAAGGCCGCAGGCUUCGACAAGCCCGCGCGCACAAGAAUCCUGGAGCGCGACGUUCAGAAGGAUGUACACGAAAAGAUCCAGGGCGGUUACGGCAAAUAUCAAGGAACCUGGAUUCCCCUCGAAAGUGGCGAGGCUCUCGCCCAGCGACAUAGUAUUUACGACCGCUUGCGACCCAUCUUCGAAUAUGUCCCCGGCAAUGAGAGCCCUCCUCCCGCGCCUCGGCAUGCCAGCAAACCCAAGGCACCCAAACCGGACAAAUCGCUCCUGCGUGCGCCGGCUGAUGUCACAGGCACCGUCCCAAUGCGCGAUGAUUUUGAGAAUAUCGAUGCCAUGAUGGGCGAAGACGACACGCCCGAUAAUCUCACUAUAGCCUCGGCAUCGCACAUGGCCGACGAGGAUCGCUAUGACUUGGCUCAGAUGUCCACUGGCAAUAGAAAGCGCAAGAGGGAGGACCCGCAAGAUGUCACAGACCAACAGCAUGGCAUGUAUGGCGACGAACUCUUGGACUACUUCUUGCUCUCCAGGAAUGAGCAGCCAGCAGUGAAGCCCGAUCCCCCGAUCAACUUUCAGCCAAACUGGCUCAUUGACGCCGAAAAUCACACCGCUCUCCACUGGGCCUGCGCGAUGGGCGACGUCGACGUCGUCAGACAGCUCAAAAAGUUCAACGCCGGCAUUGCAGUCAAGAACAUUCGCGGGGAGACUCCGUUCAUGCGAUGCGUUAAUUUUACCAACUGCUACGAGAAGCAGACAUUCCCUGCCGUCAUGCAAGAGCUCCUCGAAACUGUUGAGGCGCGGGACAAUGCUGGAUGCACCAUUAUUCACCACGCCGCCGUCAUGAAGAAUGGCCGCGUUUUCAGCCCAUCAUGCUCACGCUACUACCUGGACAUUAUUCUCAACCGUCUGCAGGAGACCAUGGAGCAUAGCGCUUUCCAGCAGUUGCUCGAUGUCCAGGAUAGUGACGGCAACACCGCCCUCCAUCUAGCCACCCAAAGAAAUGCCCGCAAGUGUAUUCGCGCCUUGCUGGGCCGUAAUGCAUCCUCUGAUAUUCCCAACCACGAAGGCGUUCGAGCCGAGGACAUGAUCGCGGAGCUGAAUGCUUCCAAGAAGGAGCGUGGCCCACAACGCUCCUCGUCGCCAUAUGCUCCCGACUCUCAACGACACGCGUCUUUCAAGGACGUAUUCGCCGACAAGCCGUCCAAAAAGGUUCCCCAGCAGUUCCAGUCUGCUGCGGCCACUACAGUGCAGUCCCGCAUCUCGCCUCUGAUCCUAGAAAAGUUCCAAGACUUGGCCAAGAGCUACGACGAAGAGUGGCACGAAAAGAAUGUGGCCGAGACAGAAGCCCAGCGCAUCCUCAGCAACACGCAGACAGAGCUGCACGCCGCCCACCAACAAAUCGCCGAUCUCGAGACGCAGCUCGAGCCCGACGACGUCGCCACCAAGAUCAUGAACGAGGCCAACCUCGCCAAGCACCAGGUGCUGUCGCUCAUCACCCACCAGAACCGGCUGUAUAUUGCGCAGGCCGUCGACGGCGAGCUGAGCCGCUUCAACGGCACCGCCGGCCAGGACGAGUCGUACGACGAACGCCUCAGUCUGGCGCGCCAGCUCAGCCACAUGCUCACGGAGCAGCGCAUGGCCGAGACCGAGUACGUCGACGCCCUCAGCAUGGUCGGCGUCGGCGACAAGAUUGAAAAGUACCGCAAGCUGCUCAAGCGCUGCCUCGACCCCAAGGACGGCGAGAGCUUUGACAAUAACAUCGACAGCAUUAUUGAGCUCAUGGAGGAGGAGCGCGAUCUGCAAGACCGAGACGGCUCGACGGCGGGGCCGGAGCCCAUAGACAUGGGCGUCGUCAUAUGA
This is a messenger RNA of Cordyceps militaris CM01, 2013 nucleotides long. Its product is annotated as APSES transcription factor, putative. Gene Ontology annotation, cellular component: MBF transcription complex; SBF transcription complex. Gene Ontology annotation, molecular function: DNA binding; protein binding; transcription regulator activity. NCBI's taxonomy places the organism in Eukaryota, Fungi, Ascomycota, Sordariomycetes, Hypocreales, Cordycipitaceae. Bases 1 to 2013 code for a protein of 670 amino acids. The transcript has 4 exons. The record is from RefSeq and is a predicted model, not a curated record.